UUAGUUUGGUGUGACCUGCAGAGGGCAGAAGUUCGCCAACGAUGAGUGAACGCUGCCGGAAACACUGGAGGAGAAGAAGAAGAAGAAGCUCAUCUCUUGCUUCCAGGAAGUGUUGAUGUCAGCUUGGCUACCUGUUCGUCUGUCUGUGUCUGUAGUGUUCAUUGAAUCAAUCACAACACAGCGCUGGUCCAGAGAGCGGAUGCUGCCUUCACUUCCUCCUGGUGUUCAUCCUCCCAUUUCAGCUGAGCUUCAACUCCCUGUUGACUGGCACCUGACCGUGCCGGUUAAGCGUGCGCAUGUGUGUGUAUGUGUUAAUUCAUUGUAGGCCUAUGUGAGUGUGUGUGUCUGUGUCAAUACCUCCCCAGCCCAAAAUGUCCACGUGUCCCUCAACGCUCCAGCUGAGUCCAUCGGUGUGUCUUCAUCUCCUCUGCCUGCUGCUGGUCCCCCUCACUGCCUGCUCCUCCUCAGCAUCCAAAAUCAAACUGGUUACGGCCGAGCCCACAACACAAGCUCACCGCUCCACAGAUCGUGAUAAUCGUGGUGUUGCCACAGAUCUGCAUCAAAAAAAUGACUCAAAAGGCAAACGGGAGGACCUAUUCCCCUCCAACUCGUCUUCAUCAACCCACGCAUUUAAUGACUCUACGGUAUCCUCAAUAAACCAAACAUCCAAUCAGCAACCAGCAUCAACAGACCAUCAGGGUACAUCACCAGCGCCGGUCACUCAGCCUGUAGUCCCUUCUCCUUCUACAACCACAGGCUUGACCAAGCAGGCUGCUCAUACUGAACCCUUCACCAGCACUGGAACUAUUCCAUCCACUACUACGGAACCUGUGAAGAGUGUAUCCACAACCCCUUUACUGGUGACUUCUAAAGCCACAAUAACACCAGCGUCUACUACAACAACAGCAACGUCUAGAACAACAACAAGACCAUCUACAACAGAACCAACAUCUACACAUCCUGCAACAACUGCUAAAGCAACAACAAAAGCUAAUGAAACCGUCGCUAUUCCUACAACCACAGGUACAAAGACGUCGCCUCCACCACCACCACCACCAUCAGCUGCCCCACCACAGCCAAACGCUCCAAGUACUGGUAUGCCACCAGUUCCGACCUCUUUACCCAGAGGUCCUACGACUGUAACCGUCACCAGUACCAGCGCUACCGCCGAUCGCAACAAGCCCGUCCCCCCGGGAACGAGAGUCGCCAUGGUAGACGUAGCGGGAGAUGCUCUGACCAGCCAACUGGUGGAUACAGCGUCUCUGCUGGCCGUCCUGCUCUUCGGCCUGCUCUUCUUCUUGGUCACGGUGGCCGUGUUCGUCACGCAGGCGUACGAGAGCUACAGGAGGAAGGACUACACCCAGGUGGACUACCUCAUCAACGGCAUGUACUCGGACUCCGGGGUGUGAGAGGGGGAGGAAGAAGCUAAACACAACGUGCGGGGAUCAUUUUUUUGCGCUUGGAGUCUGAGACUAUAGACUGGAUGGUGACACGGACAUGCAGUGUAUUCACUGACAGUUCAUGGAGAAGUAGGAAUGGACUAAUCUGACCAACAGCUCACUGAACUGACCCCAGAGCAGUCACUGAUCUGUUUCUACCAUAACGCUUUGUUCUUUCCCUGCUUCCCUUUCUUCAAUGGUUUGAUUGUGAGGAGUCUGGCGUGUCCCAGUUUUGCCAAAUGUUGAGCAACAAAAAUCUGAGGUUACAGGGAUGUAACUCCAGUUCUAAUGGCCCUCGACAGAGGCUCCUCUGUGCAUGCUGGUAAGUCCAGCUGCAGUUGGUUCCAGGGUGGCUGGACCAAUCAGGAUGCUUCCAAGAUGAUAAACGCUACAGUUUUUUUUCUUUUUAUGUCUUAAUGUUCCUUUGCAGAUGAAUGUAGAGCUCAUUGAGGACUAGGGCUGUUUCUUAAGAACCAUGAACCAAAUUCAUUGUAGUUAAUUUAUAGCAUGAUUCAUUUUUGCUAACAUCCAAGCAAAUGUUCGAAUUUGAAGUAUAAAGUGAGAGCCCUAUUAAGGACCAAAGCAUAUUUCUGGUUAUUACAUCAGAGAUGUGACUUUAAUUUUCUAGAAAUUAACUGAUAACUUAUUCCACAUAAAAGGUCUAAUUUGACUAAAUGAAAGUAGCAGAGAGCUACUCAUAGCACCAUGUUGUACAUCACCAAUAGCCGACACAAUUUCAGUCUUAUGGCCCUUUUAAUAACCUUUCAGCCAGCGCGGUCGUCGCCUCUAUUUCAACAGGCACAAAAGCGAGGUGUGCCACUAAUCCAAGCCUUGGUUGCUGCUUCCGUCUGUUUGGUGAACAGAAGUCUUCUUUUAAGACUUGUUUUCCACUCACUUUGAGUUUAACCUCCCAAAAAAGUGGUUUAGAGAAUCUGGAUAAACUUUUUUUUUUUUU
Molecule: messenger RNA, 2394 nt
Organism: Anoplopoma fimbria (sablefish)
Lineage: Eukaryota; Metazoa; Chordata; Actinopteri; Perciformes; Anoplopomatidae
Exons: 3
Coding region: 372-1409 (345 amino acids)
Source: RefSeq, a predicted model, not a curated record